Molecule: messenger RNA, 1950 nt
Organism: Ostrinia furnacalis (Asian corn borer)
Lineage: Eukaryota; Metazoa; Arthropoda; Insecta; Lepidoptera; Crambidae
Product: ras-related and estrogen-regulated growth inhibitor
Exons: 6
Coding region: 1-975 (324 amino acids)
Molecular function (GO): GTP binding; GTPase activity
Source: RefSeq, a predicted model, not a curated record
AUGGCAACGCUAGUGUCAAUGAGCUCUACAACUUCGCCGAAGAGUUCGUUGGCGAAGCUGGUAUUAUGCCCCAAACCUAAACCCUUUAAAGUGAUGGUCCUGGGACAAUCCGGAGUUGGAAAAUCAGCAUUGGUAGUCAGGUUCAUAACUCGGCGUUUCAUCGGUGAAUAUGACCCAACCCUGGAAAAGGUGUACGUUUUCCAAACUGUCAUUGACAACGAGAUGGUUUACUUCGAAAUUUUGGACUCUGCUGGCGAAUCCCACGAAAGCGAGUAUGCGAAUUUGGAGAGUAAUAUCAGAUGGGCUGAAGCAUUCAUCCUGAUGUACUCGGUGACUGAUAAGUGCUCCUUCGACGAGUGCCACCGGCUCAAGUUUCUCAUAAACUACAACAAGAGACGACGGCGACUUACAAGCAAGGACAGCGUAAUGGAGACACCCGUGGUGCUGGUGGGAAAUAAGGCGGACCAGGCUGGAGACCGCAUGGUGUCGACGGAGGAAGGCCAGCGCCGCAGCAAGGAGAUCGGCUGCGUUUGCUUCCACGAGAUAUCUGUGAGGGAGAGCAUCGACCAGGUGUGGAGCGUGUUCCGCGACGCGCGUCGUUUCUGGCGCGUGUGCAACAAGUGGCCGCGCGGGCGCACGGAUGCGGACUUACAUCCGGCGGCUCUAGGGCGCCCCCUAGCGCGCGCUGUAUCUGACACCACGCCCGAACCAGCUGCCACAACAGCACCUUUUUGCCGUCGCUGGACAGAGGUGGAUCUCGACGAGGAAGACGAAGUGAGCGUAGCCCGCAGCGACUCCACAUCCUCGUCGGGCAAGUCUGAAGGCGCGGAGGAGUUCAGGGCACGCGCCAGCACCGAUUCCCGGCUGCCCCCGCGGCCUUCGAGACCGCGCCAUCCGCCCCCGGGCCGCUCCCACGCGCCCCCAGUCAGGAGGAUGAGUGUGGCGAUGAGAGGAAACAACGCUAGCACCUAUUAGCUUACCAAAUGUACGCCUGUAGAUGCAUAUUCAAUUUUGAUACAACAUGCAAGAAUGCGAUUAUUUCGCUACGAACCUUAAACUACAUGUGUAUAAAAAUAUUUAUUUAAUGUAAUUUAGGUAAGUAGGUAUGUGACUUUAUUGAAACACACUAAAGAUUUUUACACUGUAUAUCUAGAGGCAGUGUAUUGUAUAAUGAUGUACCUACCUAUUUUUAACAUUUAUAAACGAUUUUGUCAAACAGGCAGCUAAAUAGAGAACUAAGCAACUAUAAUUAGUAGUCUGUAGCACCUUAGAGAGUGCCUUUGAAUGAAAACUUGGUCCCAAUUGUGCGUGAUGCUGUUACCAACCAAUACAUCUAGCCAUAUGUAGCCCCCUCUCUCUCUUUAAAGAAUCCUUGGCUUGGAUAGUUCAUAUCCUUUGCGAAAGCUGCAGUGUUACUUCAAACGUACUCUCAAAGAGAUAAGUAAAUAUUUAAAAGGUAUGAAUUUAUUUGUGACUUGGGUCCAGUAAAAUGAAUGAGUAAAAUUUAAUGUCGACUACACAUCAGCCAUUUUUUCGAAAAAUAGUACCAAUUUCAUGUUAGCGAUGCAGUUUCAAGACUUUCAUAACCUUUUAUAUGUUUAUUUAUAAACAAAGAAUCAUUGGACCAAAUGAUUUCAUAAAGGUAUUACAGGAUGGCCUGGGUCAAUAUUUUUUAACUCUUACUUGGAAAGGUCCAAGCAAAGGGAAUGCUAUUCAGACUCUCCAGACUUUCCAUACGAAUCAGAAAUGAGAGAAGUUUCGUAGGACGGCGGAAAAAUAGCUCAUAGGUACUCGUAGAACUAUUAUGGUCUUUAGGGGAAGAAACUUAUACUGGACCGACGAUCUGGUGAAGGUCCUGGGAAGCACCUGAAUGCGGGCAUCGCAGGCAGGACUGGUUGUUGUGGAAAUAAUUGAGAGAAACAUUUGUCCAGCUAUGAGUAUAUUUUAGUA